AGGUCUCCCAUCAUGGGUAUAUCAAACAGGGACGUAAACGAAGAAAAACCAAACAAUGGAUCAAUUUUCCCGAUGAUUACAGAAGAAGAGCCAAACAAUAUAACCUUUAAUGAUACGUUAUCAAUGAAACAACUAGAGCGUAACCUAAUUACAAUCAACGUUUCUGGUCUAAGGUUUCAAACUUAUGAAUCAACAUUGGAAAGAUAUCCGUCGACAUUGCUUGGCAAUUCAUUUAAACGAAAUCGUUUCUGGGAUCCCAAAAAUGAAGAAUAUUUUUUUGAUCGGCAUCGUACAAGUUUUGAAUCAAUACUUUAUACUUAUCAAAGUGGUGGCAUUGUGAAAAGGCCAGAAUCGGUACCAAUCGAUAUGUUUAUCAAAGAACUCAAAUUUUUCGAAAUGGGUGAAGAAUUAUUGGAGAAAUUUUGGAUUAGUGAAGGUUACGAAAAACCGAAAGAGAUUCAGAUGCCUCAAAACAUGUUACAACGGCAAUUAUGGGAACUGGUGGAAUAUCCGGAUUCCUCAUUAUUCGCUCGUAUAUUUGCGCUUCUCUCUAUUUUCGUUAUUAGCAUCUCAAUAAUAUCAUUUUGUUUGGAAACACUACCAUCAAUGAAAGAAAAUGCGGGUGAUUUACGCGACUGGUCUAAUCCAUUUUUCUAUAUUGAGUUGUUCUGUAUUAUUUGGUUUAGCAUUGAAUUAUUGCUACGAUUUAUAAGCUGUCCGGAUAAGUUCAGCUUUCUUCGCUCUUUUCUCAACAUUAUCGACUUUGUUGCUAUUGCUCCUUUUUUUGGUAAUUUAAUGUGGAUGGAUUCAACCAAAUCCAGCUCAUCAAUGUCAUUCGCUGUAUUACGUGUUCUGCGAUUGGUGCGAGUAUUCAGGAUAUUCAAACUCAGCAGACAUUCAGUUGGCUUGCAAAUCCUUGGCAAAACAUUUCGUGCAUCCAUACAGGAAUUUUGCCUUCUUAUUUUUUUUAUGGUCAUUGCUCUGGUACUUUUCUCCAGCGGUGUUUACUUCGCUGAACAGAAUGAACCAAAUACAAAAUUUACCUCAAUUCCUGCUUCUUUUUGGUUUGUUUUGGUUACAAUGACUACAGUCGGGUAUGGAGAUUUAACGCCGACUGGAGUUUACGGUAAGCUAGUGGGUGGCUUGUGUGCAUUAAUUGGUGUAUUGACACUUGCCUUACCCGUACCUAUUAUUGUAGCAAAUUUUAAGCAUUUUUAUCGACAAGAAACACGACUAGCACAGAUGCGAGCAUCAGUUGAGGAAGAUGAAACAAAUUCAGAAGAAUCAUCCAAGUCUCCAUGACAAUUAAACAACGAAGCGGCCUGGUCAAGCACUUUUUCCAUCGCAAACCUUACCGCUUCGUUGACCACUUUCACGACAUCCACCACAUCUUCAUAUUGAAACGACUAAUUGAAUGACAGAAAAUCAGUCGAUUAAAAUUUACCUGACUGUUGACGAGAAAAUCCAUAUUUUUUGAUACGGG
This is a messenger RNA of Loa loa (African eye worm), 1483 nucleotides long. RefSeq lists its product as hypothetical. The transcript is spliced from 12 exons. Gene Ontology annotation, molecular function: protein binding; delayed rectifier potassium channel activity. Bases 13 to 1302 code for a protein of 429 amino acids. Gene Ontology annotation, cellular component: membrane; voltage-gated potassium channel complex. Lineage: Eukaryota; Metazoa; Nematoda; Chromadorea; Rhabditida; Onchocercidae. The record is from RefSeq and is a predicted model, not a curated record. Gene Ontology annotation, biological process: protein homooligomerization; potassium ion transmembrane transport.